Pimephales promelas (fathead minnow) is the source of this 3482-nucleotide messenger RNA. RefSeq names its product potassium channel, subfamily K, member 10b (gene kcnk10b). The record is from RefSeq and is a predicted model, not a curated record. Lineage: Eukaryota; Metazoa; Chordata; Actinopteri; Cypriniformes; Leuciscidae. Gene Ontology annotation, cellular component: plasma membrane. Gene Ontology annotation, molecular function: potassium ion leak channel activity; outward rectifier potassium channel activity. Gene Ontology annotation, biological process: stabilization of membrane potential; potassium ion transmembrane transport.
GUCAACCUCAAAAUCACAUCUCCAUGAUUAUAGCGAGUAUGAAUGCCCGAACAGCUUCUCCACGAGUAAAAGCCUCGUUGGGAAUCCUGACACAAAGGAUGAGGCGUUGCUGAAACAAAGGAAAGUGAUUUACGCGCGAUGCCGAAACGCUCCAACAUUCGCGACAUGAUUCAAUCCCAUUCCCAGCUAAUGUUUCGCGCUUUGUUUCGCUUUCCUCGAAGUGAUGUGAGCCUGGAGCUGAUGAGAGUGGUUGGGUGGAGAGAGUAGGCUAGAGAGAGUAAAGGCGUGCUCGAGCAUCAUCACCAUCAUCAUCAUCAUCAUCACCUCUUGGCUUUGAACCAUUUGCUUAUUGUAAAGAAACAAACACCCAGAGAGCAGCGAGAAUGUAGCCUGCUGUAGUCUUUGGUUUGUGUGUGUGUUGUUAGGAUAGCUUUAUUUGACACUUUGAUACGGAAAGCCCUUCUGGACCAUCAUGAAAUUCCCGUUAGAGAAUCCAAGGAAACAGGUGAACUGGGAUCCUGAACAAGUGGCUGUUCAGACAAACAUCGUCCCUGUGAAGAAGGUUGAGUCCGCCGCGGUUCAGUCAGGUCUGGUUCAGGUCAUUCAGAACCCGGCGGGCUGCGAGGUCCAAGCGAACGCUCACUGCCCUCUCCCGCGCCUCUCCAUCUCGUCCCGCUCCGCCAGCGCUCUCGCCGGGAUGGACUCGGGAGCGGACGGCUCGGAUCUGCACUCCGUCAUGAAGUGGAAGACGGUGCUGGCCGUGUUCGUGGUGGUGGUGUCGUACCUGGUGUGCGGCGGGCUGGCGUUUCGGGCGCUGGAACAACCCUUCGAGAGUAACCAGAAGGACAGCAUCACUCAGGAGAAGGCCCUGUUCCUGAAGAGAAACCCCUGCGUCUCUCCGGCCGAACUCGAGGACCUGAUCAAGCAUGCAGUCGACGCGGUCAGCGCUGGAGUGAGUCCCAUUGGAGACACGUCCUAUAACUCGAGCCACUGGGAUCUCGGCAGCGCUUUCUUCUUCGCUGGGACCGUCAUCACCACGAUAGGCUAUGGAAACAUCGCACCCAGCACUGAAGGCGGAAAGAUUUUCUGCAUCCUUUAUGCCAUAUUUGGCAUCCCUCUGUUUGGCUUCCUGUUGGCCGGAAUUGGUGAUCAACUAGGGACCAUGUUCAUGAAGAGCAUCUUGAAGGUGGAAAAAGUUUUCAGGCAAAAACACAAGCAAAUCAGUCAGACCAAGAUCCGCGUCACCUCCACCAUACUCUUCAUCAUCGCUGGCUGCAUUAUUUUCGUCACCAUCCCAGCUGUGAUUUUCAAACACAUCGAGGGAUGGAGUACUUUAGAGGCCAUAUACUUUGUCGUCAUCACUCUCACGACCGUCGGCAUUGGAGAUUAUGUAGCAGGUGGAGAUCGCAGAAUAGAAUACAUGAAAUGGUACAAGCCUGUGGUCUGGUUCUGGAUUUUGGUGGGUCUGGCGUAUUUCGCUGCGGUUCUCAGCAUGAUCGGAGACUGGCUCAGGGUUCUGUCCAAGAAAACAAAAGAGGAGGUUGGAGAGUUCAAGGCCCAUGCGGCCGAAUGGAAAGCAAACGUUCGAGCGGAGUUCCGCGAGACGCGACGACGCCUCAGCGGCGAGAUCCACGACAAACUUCAGCGGGCGGCCACCAUCCGCAGCAUGGAGCGCAGACGACUGGGCCUGGAGCAGCGCGCCCAUUCACUGGACAUGCUGUCGCUCGAAAAACGGGCUGUGUUUGCUGGUCUGGACGCCGGGCGAUUUAAGACGUCCUCGCAGGAGAGCAUCAACAUUAAACUGAACAACCUGCGGCUGAAGGCGGAGCCGGUUUCCUCCGAGGAAAACUUCCUCAACCGCUUCGGUUCGCUCACCAAACUGGCCAAACGCAACAGGAGUAAAGACCUCCGCAAGAACAUCCCAGAGGAUGCAAACGGGGAAGGCGAAAUCCUCAGCAGCAACAGCAGCAAUGUCACACUGGGAGAGGACAGAAGAGAGGACGAGGAGGAGGUGGAGGUGGAGGAAGAGCAGAUAGCCGAGGCAAACACUGGCUUUACGUGUCUGCCUCACUUUCCUGAGGAACCCAAACAGCAGAACGGGUUCGCACCGGCCCAGGCCAAAGAACAAGAGCGAAAUAAAAGACUCGAGCAGAAAGAGCAUCAACCCUAGGCAGGCGACACGCACGGGAAGGCAAACAAGCGGCGUCAGAAAAUGUGCCUGUCUGUUUUGAAAGCUGUGGCUCGACUUGAACCGCAGCUGAUUUUCACUGUGACAAACGACAAGUUGCCAAAAAAAUGUGAAAAGAGCUCAAGGAAUACAGACUGACGGGGACAGUUCACCAAAAUUGGGAAAUUCAGUUCCAAACAUUCAGGACUUUCUUUCUUGAACGGGAUUGACAGCUGUGAUGGGGAAGGGGUCGAUUUCUUUUGGAGCUUACAAUGAUUUAUUUUACAUUAUUAGUGAUAUGAAAAAGAUCUUUCUGGACAUCAUAUCUGCUUUAGUCAGAAAUUUUUGUUCCACAAAAAACAAAGUCUGUAAAUAAUGUCAGAAUGUUUAGUUUUUGGACAACCUUUACCUUUAUAUUCUUUACAACAUGAGGACUCUUCACAGGACAGUCAACAGAGACUUUGCUGUUUUCAGGUGGAUCAUGGAUCACCGAAAGCCUUUUAUGCUGUAAAUCGUGAUGUCUGCAUGAAUAUCUUCUGCUGCUCAGAUGAAUCUGUCAUCGAUGAUGUUUACGGUGGAAAAUCAUGAACUUUUUCGAAACACUAACUUAUUGAACACCAAGCCAAAUUUGGUUGUGAGACGUUCUCAAUAACCUUUCAAAUCAGUCCGUUAAAUGCUUCGCUCACUGAAGUCUACAAACAUAUCAAUCCCGUCUUUGGCGAUAAACAAAAUGACCCGAGUCAAAGCCAUAUUGAUGACAAGAAGAUUUCAUUAGUUGACAUAUUCUGCUGCAUUUGAGACAAGCAGAUCACAUUCAUAAAGCAAGGCUUUAAUGUCCAAAUACUUUACUGUAAAUCACAAAAACCCACAAUUAUUCCAUUAUUGCCAUAACACUGCCUGAUUUGUUGUUAUAUUAUAUUCACAUUGAUUUUAUGGCCACAGAACAACGUCUUCCAAUGUAAAAUGUCAAGUGUGGAUGUAAACAUUACUCACCCAUUGCAUUGGUCCACAAUAACACACACACAGGUAAAAUGCCAUGCAAUGGGGUUGAUCUUGUAAUGCUGAUGUUAACGUCACAGGGAUGUGAGCUGGAGUGAACGUCUCAAAAAGUCAUGGUCAUGUUGUCAUGGUUAUCACAUUAAUGGCUGUGCAAACAUUACAUUAAAUGUAAUGAGUGCCUUUGUAAAAAAUAAAUCAUGAAAUGUGGCUUUGGAUUUCUUGCACUUGAUGGUGAUCCAAAUAGCAUACACUAUAUUUUAUAUAGAAGAAAAGGUUCUAUAUAGAACCUUAAAAGAUACUAUCAGCGCUACGUAUU